This is a messenger RNA of Rattus rattus (black rat), 1310 nucleotides long. Its product is annotated as serine protease 40-like. The coding region runs from base 11 to 1141 and encodes 376 amino acids. The record is from RefSeq and is a predicted model, not a curated record. Gene Ontology annotation, biological process: proteolysis. The transcript has 5 exons. Gene Ontology annotation, molecular function: serine-type endopeptidase activity. Lineage: Eukaryota; Metazoa; Chordata; Mammalia; Rodentia; Muridae.
ACCAGAUGCCAUGUGGGGCGCCAGGGCCCAGCAAUCGGGCCUGGUUGGGUAUGGGGCAGCCCUGCUGGCUGCUCUGCUCGGGCUGAGCUUCCUGUCCCAGCAUGCUCUGGCCACAGAACCUACCGACGUCACCAGCGCUGCGAAUAACACAACCACCCAGACCGGGAAGACCACGCUAUCCUUGUCAACGGUCUGUGGCAAGACCAAAUUCCAAGGGAAGAUCUAUGGUGGACAGAUUGCAGGUGCCCAGCGGUGGCCGUGGCAGGCCAGUCUGCGCUUAUACGGCAGGCACAUCUGUGGAGCGGUUCUCAUCGACAAAAACUGGGUAGCCAGUGCUGCCCACUGCUUCCAAAUGUCUCGAAACCCAGAGGACUACCAAAUCAUGCUAGGGUACACCAAACUGAACAGUCCCACCAAGUAUAGCAGGAAGAUGUCAGUGCAGAAACUCAUCGUUCACAAGGACUACAACAAAUUCUACCCCCAAGGAAGUGACAUUGUCCUGCUGCAGCUGCAGUCAUCUGUGGAGUACAGCUCCCACAUCCUCCCAGCCUGUGUCCCCAAUAAAAACAUAACGAUCCCCAAAGAGAAGGCCUGCUGGACAAGUGGCUGGGGCAAUCUCAGAGAGGAUGUGCGACUUCCUUUGCCUAAUGACCUGUAUGAAGCCGAGCUUAUCAUCAUGAGCAAUGACGACUGCAAAGGAUUCUUCCCACCACCAGUCCCAGGAUCCUCUAAAACCUACUACAUAUACGAUGACAUGGUGUGCGCUGCUGACUACAGCCUGACAAAAUCCAUCUGCUCGGGAGAUUCUGGGGGUCCCCUCGUCUGCCUACUGGAAGGCUCCUGGUAUGUAGUAGGGCUGACCAGCUGGAGCUCAUCAUGUGAAGACCCAAUAUCCGGCCCCAGUGUCUUCGCUAGGGUCUCCUACUUUGACAAGUGGAUUAGUGAUAACAAGAAAGCAUCAGGUGACUCAAAGCCAGGGGAGUCCUAUGGGCCCCCUCACCAUCAGAGACCCCCAAAUAAUCCAGGAUCCCCUGAGAAUGAAAAUCCCGAGGACAAUAACGAAAACCAAGGUGCUAUCACCAAGCUGACAGCCUGCCCAGUCCUGCUGCUCUCUCAGCUCCUCCUACAACAGUUGAUUUAAAUCAGGAGUCCAUGAUGGAGCCACAAGGCCUUGGACAGCCAGUAUGUCCUGUGAGCCACCUCACCGAGCACUGUCUUCCACACCUCAAUCCGUGGGCUCCCCUGUCCAUCUGAGGCCACGCUUGCCCUGGACCAGGCAAAACAAAGAAUGAACAAUAAAGCUAAAAGGU